This is a messenger RNA of Mus caroli (Ryukyu mouse), 1050 nucleotides long. It is a transcript of the gene Ecscr, whose product is annotated as endothelial cell surface expressed chemotaxis and apoptosis regulator. NCBI's taxonomy places the organism in Eukaryota, Metazoa, Chordata, Mammalia, Rodentia, Muridae. Gene Ontology annotation, biological process: negative regulation of angiogenesis; positive regulation of endothelial cell apoptotic process; positive regulation of proteasomal protein catabolic process. Gene Ontology annotation, cellular component: plasma membrane; cytosol. The record is from RefSeq and is a predicted model, not a curated record.
AUGGACAGAGAAUACACUGAGGAGCCUGCUACACACCCAGCUGAUCUGGGGACCAGCGGAGCCAUGAGGCUGGGUUCAGCAAUCCUCGGUUUACUCCUGCUCCAAGCCUACAGCUCUCAACCUACGACAACUCAGACCUUGCAGGAAAUUCUACAGAAGUCAUCUCAGGUCUCCUUGGUAUCCAAUCAGCCUGUGACACCAAGGUCAAGCACCAUGGAUAAACAGUCCCUUUCCUUGCCUGACUUGAUGUCCUUCCAGCCACAGAAGCACACACUGGGACCUGGCACAGGAACCCCAGAAAGCAGCAGCAGCAGCAGCAGCAGCAGCAGCAGCAGCAGCAGCAGCAGCAGCAGCAGCAGGAGAGGAGAAGAAUCUCUGGAUGCGACUCCCAGUCCAGAACCCACCAGCCUUCAGACAAAAGAGAUGACCACCCUGCCUACCCCCACAUCAGAGUCAGUGCUAACGGUGGCUGCCUUUGGUGUCAUCAGCUUCAUUGUCAUCCUGGUGGUUGUAGUGAUCGUCCUGGUCAGUGUGGUCAGUCUAAGAUUUAAGUGUCGGAAGAACAAGGAGUCUGAAGAUCCACAGAAACCAGGGAGUUCAGGGCUGUCUGAAAGCUGCUCCACAGCCAAUGGAGAGAAAGACAGCAUCACACUCAUCUCCAUGAGGAACAUCAACGUGAACAACAGCAAAGGCGGCACAUCAGCAGAGAAGAGUGACCUGGAGUUGCCAUGGGUCCACGUGUGAUGCGGCUGUCCCCUGGCCAUGAGGAAGGAGAGGAGACGAGAUUGGGGGAGGCAGCGGACCACACAUAAAUUAUUUGAUGUCAUGCCUGCUCCCAGUUCUAAAGGACAUGAGAUUCCUCUAGAUCCAGAAGAACCUACCACACAAGAGACUCCUUCUCACUUGGAAGCCAUGCUAGACACUUGGCCUGCUCCCCCUCCUCCUGCUGCUCAGAAACUCAGGAAUGAGGAGUCAAUAGAGCAAGACUUAAGGAAAUAAUGAGGUAGACUGUCCAUCCUACUAGAAUUAAAAUUAUUUUCUGACCUGGAA